UCAGGAGGGGAAAACCACGCCUCUUGCCGAGAAACUCCGCUGCCCUGAUAUAUAAGCACUGAAGGACUGCCAUACCUCAGAAUAACGCAAGAACUACUGGUGAACACCGAAUCUGUAUCUGUCUGUAUCUAUCUGUCUAUUCUUUAACAAUCUCGAUACACACUUGGAUUACAAUCAUGACACUGGAACUGGAAGAGAUCUUUGGACAGGAGAGCGCACUCGACACCACUGAUAGAGUGCAAAGUGCAGGCACAGCCCUGGAGGAGUUGUUGGUGUCUGCAAAGAAGCAGGACUACCUUACGGUUGGAGUCUACGAGUCUGCCAAAAUUAUGAAUGUUGAUCCAGACAAUGUGGCAUUCUGCGUUCUGGCGACAGACGAGGAGUACGAAUGCGACAUCGCUCUCCAGAUCCACUUCACACUCAUCCAGGCUUUCUGCUUCGAUAACGACAUAAACGUGGUACGCGUUAACGAUAUCGAGCGCCUGGCUGACCUCGUGGGCACAGAAGAGGCCGGCGAACCCAAGGACGCACAUUGCAUUCUUGUCACGAGCCCUGGUGCUGAGUCAUGGAAAGACCCUGCUCUGGACAAACUGCAUCUGUUUUGUGAGGAGAGCCGCAGUGUAUAUGACUGGGUUCCCACCAUCACUCUCCCUGAACGCUGAACAACCAACCCUCUGCAUGCUUCAUUUGUUUAUGAUGAAGAUGAUGAAGAGAGCAUAAAAUGACCGGAACCUCAGGGUUUGAAGUCUGCCUAUUGGAAUACACGGCUGUGGCUGUAACCCAGGACUCAAUGUGCAGUCUGGGAUGGCAGUGCAGGUUCUGGAUUACCCUGUGGAGGGGUCAGGGCUCACAUGUGGACUGGCUCAGGUGUAUGUGGACUGGGCCCAUGUCAUGUCAUUAAAUCCCGGACCAGGGUGAGGAGUUGAACUGGACUGGACUCUGCAGUACAUAGAUCAUGAUCCUAUAGCUGCCCUGACAAGGGCCAAUGGUAAGGGGUGAACUGAGGAGAUCGUCAGAGAAAGAAGGAGAAGGGAGAAGAAACGGAUGAGUGAAAAUGUGUAGGUGGUGGCAGGUGGUGGCAGAAAGACGCGUGAAAGAAGGUGAAUAACACAAGAGAAAGGAAAAUAUUGGACUUUUCUAAAGCCAAUGGGCAAUGCCCGGAUUGAAACUCAAACAUUCACUUUCUUAACAUGAUUUUUUUCUUUAUUAUGUUUGCUGUCAAAUGAUGCUAAAACACAUGCAAUGUUGUUCUGUUUGUUGUGAAACUGUAAAAGCAUUUUACACAAUUUCUUAAUAAAUGCUUUAAACUUUA
Messenger RNA from Salvelinus fontinalis (brook trout), 1312 nucleotides. RefSeq names its product growth arrest and DNA damage-inducible protein GADD45 gamma-like. The record is from RefSeq and is a predicted model, not a curated record. Lineage: Eukaryota; Metazoa; Chordata; Actinopteri; Salmoniformes; Salmonidae. Gene Ontology annotation, cellular component: cytoplasm; nucleus. Gene Ontology annotation, biological process: regulation of cell cycle. The transcript is spliced from 4 exons. The coding region runs from base 177 to 662 and encodes 161 amino acids.